This is a messenger RNA of Hemibagrus wyckioides, 2809 nucleotides long. RefSeq names its product tripartite motif-containing protein 16-like. The record is from RefSeq and is a predicted model, not a curated record. Gene Ontology annotation, molecular function: zinc ion binding; protein binding. The transcript is spliced from 6 exons. NCBI's taxonomy places the organism in Eukaryota, Metazoa, Chordata, Actinopteri, Siluriformes, Bagridae. The coding region runs from base 82 to 1767 and encodes 561 amino acids.
CACACACACACAUGCACAGAAAACCAGGAAGUUUCAGAGAAAACGAAACUGAUCUCUCUCUCCGUGUGUGAGUUCAGGAAAAUGGCUGAGGCCAGUAUUUCAGUAGAUCAGGAUCAGUUCAUCUGUCCAGUGUGUCUGGAUCUCCUGAAGGAUCCGGUGACUAUCCCCUGUGGUCACAGUUUCUGUAAGGUGUGUAUUAAUGGCUGCUGGGAUCAGGAGGAUCAGAAGGGCAUCUACAGCUGUCCUCAGUGCAGAGACACUUUCACUCCAAGGCCUGUUCUACGCAGAAACAACAUGCUGGCUGAAGUGGUGGAGAAACUGAAGAAGACUGAAGUCCAAGCUGCUUCUCCUGCUCACUGUUACACUGGACCUGGAGAUGUGGAGUGUGAUUUCUGCACCGGGAGAAAACACAAAGCCGUCAAGUCCUGUCUGAUGUGUGUAACCUCCUUUUGUGAAACUCAUCUGAAACCUCACUAUGAAGUUCCUGCUUUGAAAAAACACACAUUAACUGAAGCUUCUGGAAAUCUACAAGAGAAGAUCUGCUCUGAACAUGAUGAAGUGAUGGAGAUCUACUGUCGUACUGAUCAAAGGUGUAUUUGCUCUUUGUGCAUGUUGGAUAAACAUAAAGGCCAUGACGCUGUAUCAGUUGCAGCAGGAAGAGCUGAGAAACAGAGUGAGUUAAAGGAGGAUCAGAUGAAAUUCCAGCAGAGAAUCCAGGAGAAGCAGAAGAAGGUGCAGGAGCUGAAACAGACUGUGAACACUAUAAAGCUCAGUGCACAGACAGCAGUAGAUGACAGUGAGAGGAUCUUUACUGAGAUGAUCAGCUCCAUGGAGAAAAAGCGCUCGGAGGUGACGGAGCUGAUCAGAGCUCAGGAGAAGGCUGAACUGAGUCCAGCUGAACGACUCCUGGAGCAACUGGAGCAGGAGAUUGCUGAUCUUCAGAGGAGAGUCACUGAGCUGGAGCAGCUUUCACACACACACGAUCACAUCCAUUUCCUCCAGGCUUUAGCUUCUGGACGUCAGUCUCCUCCAUUUGAAAGACCAAAUUUUGACACGUCCAGCAUCACUGUCCCUCAACAUCUGUCAUUUGAUGGAUUGAGGAAUUCUCUCUCAGAUCUGAAGAAGAGACUGGAGAAAUUCUGUGAGGAGGAAUUCAACAAAAUCCCUCCACAUGCUGCAGCAGUUCAGAUCAUUUCACCACCAGAGCCACAGAGCAGAGAAGAGUUUCUGAAAUAUUUCUGUUAUCUGACUCUGGAUCCCAACACGACACAUCCUAACCUCAUUCUGUCUGAGAAGAACAGAGUGAUGAGAUACAGUGGGCGAGAGCAGCAGUACUCUGAUCAUCCAGAGAGAUUUGACUCCUGGUGUCAGGUGUUGUGUAAGGAGAGUGUGUGUGGACGCUGUUACUGGGAGGUGGAGUGGAGUGGUGGGUUUGGUGGUGUGUCCAUUUCAGUCUCAUAUAAAGACAUCAGCAGGAAAGGACUGGGUGAUGAGUGUUUGUUUGGACGCAACAAUCAGUCCUGGAGUCUGUGGUGGUGUUCUUCUUCUCUCUCUUUCUAUCACAACAACAUUAAGACUGUUCUCAGAGUUCCAUCACCCUCCAGAAUAGGAGUUUAUGUGGAUCACAGUGCAGGAACUCUGUCCUUCUACAGCGUCUCUGACACCAUGAAGCUCCUCCACAGAGUCCACACCACAUUCACUCAGCCUCUAUACGCUGGAUUCUUUGUUGGUUAUCGAUCAGAAGCGAGGUUAUGUGAUCCAGAAUAAGAUGUAUCUGGUGUUUUGUGGUCAGUAACAAGUAGAAAUUGUAUCACAAAUGAUCUUAUAGAAAAGUGUUUCAUUUCAACAAGAUUCCACAUUAUAGAGAGAUCGUUCCUGAGCACCAAAGCACUAAAAUGUAAAUCUAAAACACACACAGAAUAUUCAUUCUUUGUAAUGUGGUAAUCAUUUUAUUGUCCACAGACACUUACAAAAGUGAGUUUUAUAGGUUUUUAACAAUUAAGAACCUUAUUUUAAUGAAACAUUUAUAAACUUUACAAUAUCCUGGUUGUGUAAGUAUGUACAGCUUUAUAAUUGGGGGUGUGUCUGUGUUCAGAAUAAACCAAUCACAUUCAAUCUCAUGUAAAAAAGUAAUUAUCAUCAGCUGCAUCAAUGAAAUGAUUCUGAUUAACUCCAAAUGAAGAAGAUUCUGUGGGAUUUUCUUCAAAUCUUCUUGUCUUCAUCUGACCGACUAAAAUAACAGAAGCAGCUUUGAUUUACUGAUAUAUUUAACUUUAUAAACUCCUGACACAAAUAUGAUAUGAAACACAGAGAGAGAGAGAGAGAGAGAGAGAGAGAGAGAGAGGAAACAGCACACGGUUCAAACUGUGAAGGGAUUUCAGUCAGAAGUUUUGGAGAUCUGUAGGAUGGACAAAAUUAUUCCUGAAAAGAUGAUACACCAGAAGCUGACCACAUGGUUUAAAAUGUUAAAACUUUACUCCUGAUUGUGAAACAGAAAUGUUUCCAGGUCAGAAUGUUAAUGUGGGAAGGGAUUUUGAGUUUAGUUUGGAGUGUUUAUAUCAGACAGUCUGUACAUAUACAGUCUGUAAAUCUACCCUUUCAGACGUCCUUCUCAUCUCGGGACAGUUUGAUAUUUUCUGAUCAAGUUGUAUUUAUUAGCGUUAAACAGCGGGAUCUGAUCCUUCAUCAGCACUCUCUGUAACGGACAUCACGGACAUUUCCUCCUCACACCACCAGAGGGCACUGUCGCUCAAUUAUUCUAAAACAACAUCUUUCGUGUUUGCUCCAUUAUUUAAUGCCACAGGUGACA